UAGCUUUCCACAGCCCCACCACCAGGAUCAAGAAGGAGCCCCAGAGUCCCCGCACAGACACGGCCCUGUCCUGCAGCAGGAAGCCACCACUCCCCUACCACCAUGGCGAGCAGUGCCUUUAUUCCAGUGCCUAUGAUCCCCCCAGACAAAUCGCCAUCAAGUCCCCUGCCCCUGGUGCUCCUGGACAGUCGUCCCUGCAGCCCUUUCCCCGGGCAGAACAGCGGAGUUUCCUGAGACCCUCUGGCGCCUCCCAGCCGCACCCUGGCCAUGGGUACCUCGGGGAGCAUAGCUCCGUCUUCCAGCAGCCCCUGGACAUUUGCCACUCCUUCACAUCAUCUCAGGGAGGGGGCCGGGAACCCCUCCCCACCCCCUACCAACACCAGCUGUCGGAGCCCUGCCCACCCUACCCCCAGCAGAGCUUCAAGCAGGAAUACCAUGACCCCCUGUAUGAACAGGCGGGCCAGCCGGCCGUGGGCCAGGGUGGGGUCAAUGGGCACAGGUACCCAGGGGCGGGGGUGGUGAUCAAACAGGAGCAGACGGACUUCGCCUACGACUCAGAUGUCCCUGGGUGUGCGUCAAUGUACCUCCACCCAGAGGGUUUCUCUGGGCCCUCUCCUGGUGAUGGGGCCAUGGGCUAUGGCUAUGAGAAAACUCUGCAACCUUUCCCAGAUGAUGUCUGCGUUGUCCCUGAGAAAUUUGAAGGAGACAUCAAGCAGGAAGGGCUUGGCACGUUCCGAGAGGGGCCACCCUACCAGCGCCGGGGUGCCUUGCAGCUGUGGCAGUUUCUGGUGGCCCUGCUGGAUGACCCAACGAAUGCCCAUUUCAUUGCCUGGACAGGCCGGGGGAUGGAGUUCAAACUAAUUGAGCCUGAGGAGGUGGGCCUCUCAGAGGACUCCACCCCCUCCUCUGGGCCUGGUGAUGAGGGAACCUGGGAAAUGGCGGCAC
Messenger RNA from Galeopterus variegatus (Sunda flying lemur), 945 nucleotides. Its product is annotated as ETS translocation variant 4-like. The transcript has 6 exons. Gene Ontology annotation, biological process: cell differentiation; regulation of transcription by RNA polymerase II. The record is from RefSeq and is a predicted model, not a curated record. Gene Ontology annotation, cellular component: nucleus. NCBI's taxonomy places the organism in Eukaryota, Metazoa, Chordata, Mammalia, Dermoptera, Cynocephalidae. The annotation marks the transcript as partial. Gene Ontology annotation, molecular function: sequence-specific DNA binding; DNA-binding transcription factor activity, RNA polymerase II-specific.